AAACUGGAGAGAGACAUUCCAAUUAUUCUUUGCAAUUUAGAAAGGAUAUUUCCUCCAGCGUUUUUUGAUUCAAUGGAGCAUCUCCUAGUUCACUUGCCUUAUGAGGCUAAAGUUGCAGGUCCCGUCCAAUUUCGAUGGAUGUAUCCAUUUGAGAGGUUCUUAUAUCAUUUGAAGAAAAAAGUGAAGAAUAAGGCAUGUGUUGAAGCUUCAAUUUGUAAUGCAUAUAUUGUGGAAGAAGUGACAACAUUUGCAUCAUACUAUUUUGAGCCGCACGUGCAGUGCAAGAGGCGGAGAGCAGGAAGAAAUGAUGAGGGUCCCAUCGAUCCCAAUUGCAAAUCAUUCUCUAUUUUCAAUUAUCUCGGUCGACCAAGCGGCGCAUGUCAGUUUCGUUGCUUAACAGGCGAAGAACGGCAGGCCGCCCAUACCUAUAUUUUACUGAACUGUCCAGAAGUGGAGCCAUACUUCCAGAUUUUUCAAAAUUCAAUGUAUGGACUACCACCAAAUGAGUUCGACCGUUUGUGCGAUGAACAAUUUGCAGCAUGGUUCAAAACAUAUGUUCACAGUAAUCAUGAUCAAGUUGAAGAGCAAGGAUUACUAUAUUAUCUGUCAUGGGGUCCACAGUCAAGCAUACGAAGUUGGCCAGCAUAUUUCAUAAACGGCACGAAGAAAAAUCGAGGAACACUGGAAGGAUACAGCAUAUCAACAAGAGGAAGUUUAUAAUGCGGUUCAAACUGAGGAAUAUAACAUUCCUACUCUACGAGAUCCAUGUGGAGCAAUGAUAGAUGUAG
Messenger RNA from Syzygium oleosum, 788 nucleotides. RefSeq lists its product as uncharacterized. The coding region runs from base 73 to 720 and encodes 215 amino acids. The transcript is spliced from 5 exons. The record is from RefSeq and is a predicted model, not a curated record. Lineage: Eukaryota; Viridiplantae; Streptophyta; Magnoliopsida; Myrtales; Myrtaceae.